Messenger RNA from Ictalurus furcatus (blue catfish), 5677 nucleotides. RefSeq names its product protein kinase, AMP-activated, alpha 2 catalytic subunit (gene prkaa2). NCBI's taxonomy places the organism in Eukaryota, Metazoa, Chordata, Actinopteri, Siluriformes, Ictaluridae. Gene Ontology annotation, biological process: intracellular signal transduction; protein phosphorylation. Gene Ontology annotation, cellular component: cytoplasm. Bases 243 to 1883 code for a protein of 546 amino acids. The record is from RefSeq and is a predicted model, not a curated record. Gene Ontology annotation, molecular function: protein serine/threonine kinase activity; ATP binding. The transcript is spliced from 9 exons.
UGCUUCAAAAGUGGUAAUAUGUUCUUUUCAUGCCCCGCCCCUAUUUUUCACACGCCUGGAUGCACUGACCCGAGAACAGCGGAUAUCACUUUACUGUUUACUGUUAACUAGACAAAAUGAUCUGAGAUCGGUGCUAAUCCUAGCAGCUUGAAGCGCCGUCUGGAAUUGUGCCUACACUCGGUGGAGCCCCGCCCCUUUUCUGCACUCUGGCUGCACUGAGCUAACGGAAUACGGGUAGUAAAAUGGCCGAGAAGCAGAAGCACGAAGGCAGGGUCAAGAUAGGACACUACAUCCUUGGAGACACGCUCGGAGUCGGCACGUUUGGCAAAGUGAAGAUCGGAGAGCACCAGCUAACAGGGCACAAGGUUGCUGUUAAGAUCCUGAACAGGCAGAAGAUUCGCAGUCUAGAUGUGGUCGGCAAAAUCAAACGAGAAAUCCAGAACCUCAAGCUGUUCCGGCAUCCACACAUCAUCAAGCUGUAUCAGGUGAUCAGUACUCCCACAGACUUCUUCAUGGUGAUGGAAUAUGUAUCUGGAGGAGAGCUCUUUGAUUAUAUCUGUAAGCAUGGAAGGGUAGAGGACAACGAAGCACGACGUUUGUUCCAGCAGAUCAUCUCUGCAGUUGACUACUGCCACAGACACAUGGUGGUGCACAGAGACUUGAAACCCGAGAACGUCCUUCUGGACGGCAACAUGAACGCCAAGAUCGCUGAUUUCGGCUUGUCAAACAUGAUGUCAGAUGGGGAGUUCUUGAGAACAAGCUGUGGUUCACCUAACUACGCUGCUCCAGAGGUCAUCUCUGGAAGACUGUACGCAGGUCCAGAGGUGGAUAUCUGGAGCUGUGGUGUGAUCUUGUACGCUCUGCUGUGUGGCACUUUGCCCUUCGAUGAUGAGCAUGUACCCACUCUCUUCAAGAAGAUCCGUGGAGGAGUUUUCUACAUCCCUGAAUACCUUAAUCGCUCUGUGGCCAGCCUGCUGAUGCUCAUGCUCCAGGUGGACCCUCUGAAAAGGGCCACAAUCAAAGACAUUAGAGAAGAUGAAUGGUUUAAGCAGGAUCUGCCCAGCUACCUGUUCCCGGAGGACGCUUCAUACGACAGUGCUGCGGUCGAUGAGGAAGCUGUGCGGGACGUUUGUGAGAAGUUUGAAUGUGCCGAGGCCGAGGUGCUCAGCAGCCUGUACAGCGGCGACCCUCAGGACCAGCUGGCUGUCGCCUACCACCUCAUCAUCGACAACCGCCGUAUCAUGAACCAGGCUAGUGAGUUCUACCUGGCCUCCAGCCCACCUGCUGCCUCCUUCAUCGACGAGAACAUCAAGCCACACCCUGAGAGGAUGCCCCCACUGCUGGCAGACAGCCCCAAGGCCCGGUGCCCACUGGACGCUCUGAACACCACCAAACCCAAACCUCUGGCAGUGAAAAAGGCUAAGUGGCAUCUUGGUAUCCGCAGUCAGAGCAGACCCUACGACAUCAUGGCUGAAGUGUACCGCGCCAUGAAGCAGCUUGAGUAUGACUGGAAGGUGGUGAACCCCUAUCACCUGAGGGUGCGCAGGAAGAACCCAGUGACUGGAAACUUUGUGAAAAUGAGCCUGCAGCUCUAUCAGGUGGACAACCGCAGUUAUCUGCUGGAUUUCAAAAGCAUUGAUGAUGACAUUAUCGAGCAGAAAUCUGGCUCAUCCACACCUCAGCGCUCCGGCUCUGCUGCAGGUCUUCACCGUCCCCGUCUCAGCAUCGACUCGGCAACCGUCGCUAUGGAUAUACCACCGCUCAGCAGCUCACUGCCAUGUUCUCUACCGGGCAACAUGCCCGUUCUGGCACCACGACAAGGCAGCCAUACCAUGGACUUCUUCGAGAUGUGUGCCAGUCUCAUCACUACACUGGCACGCUGAAAAACACACACACACACACACACACACACACACACACACACUCAUUUACGCACAGUAACAGGUAUCUGUAGAUAGAUUAGGGGGUUAAAUCACAUGACCUCUGUAGAUUCAGCCACAAAUUAAAUUCUCACACAGACAGUUAGACAUGAUUAUAGACAUGAUGCUUGCUGCUAUACUGAUGGUUCAGUUCAUUGUAGCAGUACGGCAUUCUGGGGCCUUUCCAGGUUUCAGCAUGCUUCAUCCAUUUUGUUUUUAUACGCAUAACAUUUUGAUAAUAUAAUCUAUUUAUAUUCUCUUAUCAAUCAGUUUAGUAGCUGAGUUGCUGGUUGAUUGUAGUGACAUACCAAAAAUUAAGUUUAUAUGCAUUCAAAGAGAGGGUGAUUAUACAUUUAUUAUAUAUUAGAUUAUUUAUUUUUUAGAGAUAUUUUAUGGUAUUUGGUUAUUUUAUUUAAGUAUGUAUUAGUCGAGUGAUGAAUUAAUUGCAAGUAUUCUGAGGAAUGGUUUGGCAGUUUGAGCGUUGAGAGCAUGACAAGCAUGUCAACAAAUACGCACCAUCGAUGUCGUAGAGCACAAAAGCGAGUGCCGACGUGGCUUUGCUUCGAGUUUGAGUAGCAGAAGUAAGUAUGCAGUUCCUAGGAUCUUCCAUCUGUAAGUAAUUAUAGAUGGUUACCUUCAGUGCAGUGCCUUUUCUUUUAGCUGCUGGAUGGUGUUGUGCUGUUAACUCGUAUAUUAAUGGAAUGUCCAGUCAGAGACACGGAUAACUCAACACAGCGCCACAAGCUGAAGAGAAAGAGCGAGAGAGUGAUUGAGUGCUGUGCUCAGCACCACAUACUGGCCUUGAUCAAGGAGAAAAUGUAGGGGCACAUCCAGAGAGAGAUUUAGAGUCAAAGGAAGAGACAUUUAGAGUGAGAGAGAGAACAAGACAGACAGGCCAAAAGAAGAAUAGUGGAAGAGAGAUUUAGAGCCUGAAAGUAGGAUAGAGAGAAAUUGAGGGGAGAGAGAUAUACAGUGCCCUCCGAAACUAUUGGAACAGCCAGGGCAAUUCAUUUGUUUGUGCUGUACACCAAAGACAUUUGGGUUUCAGAUCAAAAGAUGGAGAUGAGAUAAGAGUUUAAGAUUUCAGCUUUUAUUUCCUGGUAUUUAUAUGUAGAUGUGUUAAACAACAUAAAACAUAGAAUCUUUUGUAUCAGACCACCCAGUUUUUAGGCAAGGAAAAAUAUUGGAACAUGUGACUGACAGGUGUUUAUGGUUACCCAGGUGUGUCCUGUUAGACUGAUUGUUUAAACAAUAAAUAGCUCUUAACAUCUACAUUAGCUUUUAGCCUUCAGCUUCACCUCAUAUUCAUCUUUUGAUCUCAAACCCAAACGUCUUCAGUCUACAGCAAAAACAAUUGAAUUAGCCUUGCCGUUCCAAUAGUUUCAGAAGGGACUGUAGAGAGAAAAGGAAGGAAAGAGAGAAGGAAGUGAUGUACAGUAGAACAAGCAACAGAAUGCAGUUUUACUGCAUUUUUUUUUCUAGAUAUAUGAUACUGUAUUGAGCGUGAGAUGGGGUGUAUUUGGUGACAUUUGGCAAAGAGAUUAAAGCCAUGAGCAUUUAGGAGUUAAAACCAUUCAAAGCUUCCUCUGAUGCCUUAGAAGCAACAUAUUAUAUUGUGUCUGAUGAUUUAUGCUUCAUUGUGUGAAUGUAUACAUGUGUGUGCAGAUCUGUUAGACGUGUGUAUCUUGUUCCUCUACUGUAAAUGCUGGAAUGUUCAGAGCCCCUGACAGCAUAGUUUUCUAGCAGGGGCUUUGUUUACUUCUGACCUGAUGACUUCAGAAAGAGGACUUGGGAAAUUCAGGAAGGUGAUCGAAAAAUGUCAUGGUUUAUCGUGCCAGCUUGUGAUUGGGCUACUAUACAGAACCACAGCAUGAACGUUUCUUAAAUGAUUACCAAAAUGUUUUGUUUUCUUUUAUCACACAUAAAAAAUAAUUCUUAUUUAUGAAUACAUUAUUUAAAAAAAAAAAAAAGAAAUAUUGAUAAAUGUUUUAAAUAUUUUUGGCGGCCUUCGAAAACCCCUCAGAGGGUCAAAUGUGGACAUUUAUAUAUUACAUGAAUAUAGUUCUGAAAACUACAAGUUUUGUUCUGUUGGCUAAUUUACCUGUUAUUAAUGACUUGGGCCAUUGAAACAUUUUAAAACUUUGUCCAUUAUUGUCUGUACAGAGUGUAUAAGUUCUCUUUUCUGAAUUACGCAUCUGUAUUAAUUCCAUUUUGCAGCAUAAAAUCCUCCAAUGUCCUGAUCAAAUCGUGAGAAAAGCACACUAACUAGCAAGGUUUUAGACAUCUUUCAGCAGACUGAAUGUUUACCACUGCGUUUUUUAAACCAGCCCCUUACCCAGCGUGAUCUUUGGAGGCAGACAGCUAUCGUUAGAAAUUAACCUAAAUAAAAACAUUUCCACAUUGGUAUUUACAUUCCGGCAUUCAGCAGGCGCCCUUAUCCAGAGCGACUUACAUUUAUCUCAUUUAUACAGCUGAGCAGUUGAGGGUUAAGGGCCUUGCUCAAGGGCCCAACAGUGGCAGCUUGGCAGUGCUGGGAUUCCAACAUCUUAACCACUGAGCUAUCACUGCCCUUUGGUUAAAAAAAAAAAAAAGAUGUUUUCCUAAAGUAGAGAUUUAUUAUUGGUGGACAAACUCAAUUUUGGACAAAACCAACUUUUUCGUCUAUUUUCGAGAAUUCAGCUUUAGCUGAGUUUUUUUUUUUCUUUCUAGAAUGCCUCACAUAUAUUCUUGAAUAUCCUAUUUAUUUUUCUAGAAUUGUUUUAACACGUUAGCACAUGGUAAAACAGUUGUUCUUCUACCACACGAGUCGUCUAUGCUGGGGAUUUGUUCUGUAGUUAAUGCCUUUGUGGAUGAGUUGGUCUUCCUGAAUCUUCCUGGCCUUCUGUUUUGUACUGCACUGAAUUUGAAGUGGCUUUUGGUCAAUGCAUGGCGUUUGUGCAUCAGUGUGUUUUUGUACCAUGUUAGAUGUACUGUAUUGUUACACAAUAAGGCUGCAGUAAAUCAAUGCACCAUCCAUAUCUGAAUGUUAAAGAAACUUCAAGCAUGAAAGUGCUUAGAUGGAGUGAUGAGUUUGCAGAAGGAUAAAUAUCCUUUGAUCUUUGGGGAGUGAACAAAGUGCAGACACGUAAUAUUUUUGAACAAGGAGCGGAUGUGUUUUAUUGUCAGUGGGCAGAUUGUGCCUUAUUGUGUCUGUAGUAAAAGUCUCUAAGCUACAUUGGCUCUCUCGUAGAACCUGGGAGAGUUUGUUUCACCUGGUCAUGGUGCUGCUGGGGUGUUGUCAUUUUUGACUAAGCUGUUGAUUGCAAAAUGUUUAGAAAAUUGAUGCCUGUACUGCUGAAUAUGCACCAUUACCCACUGAAAAUCGAUUCGUAAUGACAGAGUUGAACCAGUUUUGUUUAACAGAUCAUUUUCCAAGACGCAAACAAGUUUUGUCAUUAUUUCACAAUUCCGACACAAUGUGCAGUAAACACUCCAAACGGACACGAGUAAUAUUCUCUGCAUGGCAACCGUCCAAAUCAGUAAUCGCAACCAAAGUGUGUUUUUGCUUCUCAGUCGGGCCUUGUAUAAGCGUGUGUACAUAACAUACCUGGUGUGGAAAAGCGAAGUCAGUGUUAUGUGUGCGAUUCACUGUCGACGUGCGAGUUUGCACGUUUUUGUUUUUUUUUUUCCACAGAUUAUGCACUGCAUGUUGUUCUCAUUUGCACUUUAUUAUUUAUUGUACAAAAAAAGUAAACAGAAUGUGUAUUGAGCAUAUAAAU